This is a messenger RNA of Gekko japonicus, 2873 nucleotides long. It is a transcript of the gene SCRN3, whose product is annotated as secernin 3. The transcript has 8 exons. Gene Ontology annotation, molecular function: cysteine-type exopeptidase activity; dipeptidase activity. Gene Ontology annotation, biological process: proteolysis. The coding region runs from base 123 to 1382 and encodes 419 amino acids. Lineage: Eukaryota; Metazoa; Chordata; Lepidosauria; Squamata; Gekkonidae. The record is from RefSeq and is a predicted model, not a curated record.
CUCCCCAAGCCCCAUCAUCUUCAGGCCUCAAUCUUUAUUCUUAAAUCUUUAGGAAUUUCCAGGCUCGGAGUUAGCAACCCUAGGGAUGUGUAUACUAUGCUGUUCUUCUCAAAUGUUGAAGGAUGAUGGAACCCUCCUCCUGUGAUACUUUUGUGGCUCUGCCCCCAACCACGCUCGGCAACAGGAUAAUUUUUGGUAAAAACUCAGAUCGGCCCUCUGAUGAAGUCCAGGAGAUUGUAUAUUUCCCUCCUUCCCAGCAUAAGCCAGGAGAAAAGGUGGAGUGCACCUAUAUAGAAAUUGAUCAAGUGCCAGAAACGUUUGCCGUUGUCCUGAGUCGCCCAUCAUGGCUGUGGGGUGCUGAAAUGGGGGCUAAUGAGCAUGGGAUCUGCAUUGGGAAUGAAGCCGUGUGGGGGAGAGAAGAAAUCGGUGAUGAUGAAGCGCUCCUGGGCAUGGAUCUUGUCAGACUUGGACUUGAAAGAGCUGACAGUGCUGAGAAAGCUGUCCACAUCAUCACUGAAUUGUUAGAAAAGCAUGGCCAGGGUGGAAACUGUAUGGAAAGCCACAUGGCGUUUACCUACCACAAUAGUUUCCUGAUAGCAGACAGAAAGGAAGCGUGGGUGCUGGAAACCUCCGAAAAGCACUGGGCAGCAGAGAAUGUGAAAGAGGGAGUGCGGAACAUUUCCAAUCAGCUGUCCAUAACCAGGGUUGAUCGCGGCCAUCCAGAAAUAAAGGAUUAUGCUAGAAGCAGAGGCUGGUGGGAUGGCGAGAAAGAGUUUGAUUUUGCCGCCACGUAUUCCUAUGUCAAUACUGCCAGAAUGACCGCAACAAGAGGCAGAUACUGUGAAGGAUAUAAGCUGCUGAAGAAACAUGAAGGCAGGAUAACCGCUGAGACAAUGAUGAGUAUCCUUCGGGACAAGGAGAGCGGCAUUAACAUGGAAGGCGGCUUUAUGACCACUGGGAGCAUGGUCUCCAUACUCCCACAGGACCCCAGCCUCCCUUGCAUUCAUUUCUUUACCGGAACCCCAGACCCUGACAGAUCUGUCUUUAAACCUUUCGUUUUUGUGCCAAACAUUACUCAGCUGCUAAAAACCAGUUCCCCAGUGUUUGGUCCGGAGGAUCCAGUUAAAAAGAAGCCACGUUUUCAGACUAAGCCAGACAGGAGACAUGAACUCUACAAAAACCAUGAAAGCGCAGCCCUCUUGAUGGAAGCUUCCAAGGACGAGGGCAAUGCACUGCUGAAACAGAUUCGAAAUCUAGAGAAAGAGAAGACUGAUGAAAUGGAGCAUAUUUUACAGAGCGGACACCUUGAUGUUGACCAAGCAGUUAACCUUUUCUCAAAGUGUGUAGAAGAAGAAAUCUGUGAAUAUAUGCCUAAGGAUUAAAAAUCUGCCAUUGUAGAAUUUGGUACUGUUUGCACUUACUCAGUUAUCAGGAUGAACAAUCACUUCCCAGAUUAGGUUUGUUUGCACUUUGCCAAUUCUGGCUAAAUAGCCCUUGUUGAGCACAGAUUGGAUUGUAAAAUGUGGCAACUAUUAAUACUAUUAGGCUUGGGACAUAGAUCUGUUAGUUAUGAGUACCACUCUAAACCAACAUUUUGGCCAUCUAAUGAUGGCGAUUUUCACUGCGCUUCUAUCUGCUGUGAUCACUUCUUGUCUGUACAUAGAGCUCAGCUUGAAGUGUUAAACAAAGUAAAGUUUAUAACACAAAUAGGUUUCUAGCGAGUGGUGUAGACAUAGAAUUUCUGAUUGUAUUGUUUCCCAGUGUCUUUAACCAUGGUUAACACAAAGCCAGGGUUUGCUGUUAACUAGAAUUUGAACACUACAUGGUUUUAGGGCCAUGGUAGUAUAAUCACUAACCUUGUGGAUGGCAGGAAGAAGUUGCAUGGGAAUGCAGGGUGUAGGUGAGCUUGUGGCUCACUCCUGAUUUUAGCAUUAGACACCUAGAUAUUGCAAUGCAGAACUUUUAAGUUUUUAAUAGAAAUAAUAUAUUUCAGAGGCCCUAAUAUAAUGUGGUUAUAUAUUAUUACAUGGAAUAAAAAUAGAAGUAUGAAUGCUGUAAUGUCAGUCUGAAAAAUCUGACUGUAUGUAAAGAAUGUUUUUUUAAAUGUAAGUAAUAAUGUAAAACAAAUGAGGGUAGUACUAUUAAAAUAGCUUAUAUUGAUAAUUGGUUACUGGCUAAUUUUUCCAGUAAUGUGCAUUACACAGGAAAAAUAUUCGAAUGCCAUGAGUCCAUUUCUCGGUGAGCAGUAUUGCAGAUAUAUAAAAAUACACAUACUGUGAAACUGCAGUAAGAUAGUAAGUUGGCAAGUCUACCAUUAUAAAAAUGUCUUCCUGGCACAAAAAAAGGGGAAAAAAUGCCUGGAACAUGUGUACUGUUCCUCCAUCAGUUACCUUCCAGUAUCGCUUUCUUUGGUGUUCUGAGAAAGCUGCCAUUAUGAGCAGAACUCCAUAUCUGCUGUGGAAGACACUAUGCAAUAUUGUGCUUUUAUCACUCUGACAGUACCGUUUUUAAUGAUCGUUUAGGCAUUUUUGAGAACGUGCCUCUUCAAAGACCUACAAAUCUAAAGCACUGAAUAUAAAUAACGUUUUGAUGCUGUAUAAAGGUUUAAUGACAGUUUCCUUUAGGAAAAAAGCAAGACUUUUUAUGCAAGUAUGUCAAUGUGACAUUUGUUGCAGUCAUGUACCGGUACAGCAAAAGUUGGUUGCAUCUCAGACCCGUUGAAAGACAUGACAGAGAACAGGCAUGAAUAAAAGCCCAUGGCUUUCAGUUGGUUUUUGGUGUGAUUAUUGCCGUCUGCUUUAAGCUUGCCUGUCAUUGAACACAAGUUAAGAUAGUCCUUGGCUGCGAUCAUAUGGAGCGGAAGCUACGGCAGG